AUGCCGACCCCGGCAAUCCCAAGCCCUGGGAGCAACCGGCAGCUAUCUGCUGAUCCGGAAGCGGAGCCGAACUUGGAGGCAUCCGAGUUCCGGAGCAUUGCCAUUGAGGUGCCCCCAGGCCACAUUCAAGAGGUGGAAGAAGGGCUGCAGCAACUUCGUCAGCAGUUCGAAGCAGAGAUGCAAAGCAUCACGGCACGCUUGGGGACCGUCGAAAGACAGCUCGGCGUUUCAGAGACGCAGAAUCCAAGCUCGCAAGCUGCAUCGCCGGACAGCUGCUCUGCAGACGAGAUGGAAGCUAGAUCAACGCCCGUGCGCUUUGAGGAGAAUGCUUGGAACAUCCCUUUGGUCCUUGGCCUGGCAGAUGUGGGUUGGUUUGACAACGUCUUUGCAGUGCUGCCGGUGCUGCUGAACCUGCUGAUGCAAGGGUCGUUCACACAAAUUCUGUUGUCGGAAUACUUCAUGGGUGAUCCGUUCGAGACGAACUUGCAGAGCGCGAAGACGUGGCGGACCAGUAUAGCUCAUGACUCUCGUUACCUGGACUUGGCCGGAACGAGCCUGGUUUCUCGAGUGUGUGCUGGCGAUGGGUCCUUAAUCCUGUCCACGGUCCAGGCCACGCUUGUUGAGCAAAUCAACGAUUUCUUGGGCUUGCAGGAAACCGAAUUUGCAUUCAACUUCUGGCAGCCGGGCACUCUCCUGUGCUUGCUGUGCAUUCUGCUGUGGAGCCUGUGUGUCUACAAGGACAUCGGGUCUCUCAUCUUCGUCCAUGAACUAACUGAGUUCCGGAAGAUCUGGCAUGCACUGGAAGCUGCCAUUUCCCUCCCCAAGGCCAGUGCGACGGACUUCCGCGACAACACGAUUCACUGCCUGUCCUGGGGUCGUGCCCUGGCGACAACGUCCAUUGAGGAGCUGAUGCUUAACUCGGUUGCUUUGAACGCCAUCUUGGAUGUGGAUGAGUUCCUCUUCGAGGGCAUGACGCCUAUCAAGAUUCAGCACGCGAUACGAAGUCUCGAGCCCAUCAGCGUUAAGUACUCGCACCGGCGCAGCCAGGUGGAGUCCAUGGUGCAUUUCCUUGCGGUGCUAGCAACGGUCCUGGCUUCGUAUCUGUUCCUGCUCGUGCCUCUCUGCGAAACCAUGAUGACAGUCAAACGCGAGCUGUGCGAUGGCCAGAGAGACUUCGUGGUCGCGUACAGCACGGAGACGCAGAUCUCAUGGGGCUUGGAAACAGAGGACCGGAUCUAG
Messenger RNA from Symbiodinium sp. CCMP2456, 1239 nucleotides. The record is from the annotation of a GenBank genome assembly. Lineage: Eukaryota; Dinophyceae; Suessiales; Symbiodiniaceae.